This is a messenger RNA of Odobenus rosmarus divergens (Pacific walrus), 1358 nucleotides long. RefSeq names its product proline-rich coiled-coil 1 (gene PRRC1). The transcript is spliced from 8 exons. NCBI's taxonomy places the organism in Eukaryota, Metazoa, Chordata, Mammalia, Carnivora, Odobenidae. Gene Ontology annotation, cellular component: cytoplasm. Gene Ontology annotation, molecular function: protein kinase A regulatory subunit binding. Gene Ontology annotation, biological process: activation of protein kinase A activity. The coding region runs from base 21 to 1358 and encodes 445 amino acids. The record is from RefSeq and is a predicted model, not a curated record.
UAAACCGUAACUGAAGGAAAAUGAUGGAAGAGAGCGGAAUAGAGACAACCCCCCCGGGGACCCCUCCACCGCACCCCGCGGGACUGGCCGCAGCUGCUGUGGCUUCCACCCCUCUGCCUUUAGCUGCAACCAGUUCUUUCUCUUCUCCGAAUGUGUCGUCCAUGCAGUCCUUGCCGCCACACGCGUACUCCACCCCUCAGCCAUCCCUCCCUCCUGCAAGGCCCUCGGCACCCUUGCCCUUCGCGCCGCCUUCACCGGUCCCCUCUGUUCCAGCCCCUACUACUUCCAUCCCACCUCUUGUCUCUCCACCACCUGCUGCUGCCUUCAGUAAUCCUCCUUUGUCCCACUUCCCGGCUACAUCUUCUGCCCCAAGCACUCUUUUAUCUGCACCCUCUUCCGGUCCUCCCACGUCGGGAUUUUCCGUUGGGGCAGCUUACGACAUUACAAGGGGACACGCAGGAAGAGCUCCCCAGACGCCCCUGAUGCCGUCAUUCUCUGCACCUCCGGUAACAGGUAUGUUGCCGACUCCCAUUACUCAGCAAGCCAGUUUGACAUCUCUGGCCCAGGGACCGGGAACCACAUCAGCCAUUACUUUUCCAGAGGAGCAAGAAGAUCCUCGAGUUGGUAGAGGUCAGGAUGAGGCAUCUGCUGGUGGACUCUGGGGUUUUAUUAAGGGUGUGGCCGGAAAUCCUAUGGUGAAAUCUGUGCUUGAUAAAACAAAACAUUCAGUAGAAAGCAUGAUUACAACGCUGGACCCUGGCAUGGCUCCGUAUAUCAAAUCUGGAGGUGAACUGGAUAUUGUAGUGACCUCAAAUAAAGAAGUAAAAGUUGCUGCCGUCCGAGAUGCCUUCCAGGAGGUGUUUGGCUUAGCUGUGGUCAUAGGGGAAGCUGGACAGUCCAACAUUGCCCCACAGCCAGUGGGCUAUGCGGCUGGAUUAAAAGGUGCCCAGGAACGGAUAGACAGCUUGCGUCGAACUGGAGUGAUCCAUGAAAAGCAGACUGCUGUGUCAGUAGAAAACUUCAUUGCGGAAUUGCUACCUGACAAGUGGUUUGACAUUGGCUGUUUGAUAGUGGAGGACCCCGUCCAUGGCAUUCACCUAGAGACCUUUACACAGGCCACACCCGUGCCUUUGGAAUUUGUACAGCAGGCUCAAAGCCUCACUCCCCAGGACUACAGUCUGAGGUGGUCAGGCCUCCUGGUGACAGUGGGUGAAGUCCUGGAAAAGAGCUUAGUGAACGUGACGCGGACCGACUGGCACCUGACAUUCACCGGCAUGUCUCGCCGGCAGAUGAUCUACAGUGCGGCCAAAGCCAUUGCUGGCAUGUACAAACAGCGCCUGCCCCCCAGGACCGUGUGA